Molecule: messenger RNA, 1462 nt
Organism: Oryzias melastigma (Indian medaka)
Lineage: Eukaryota; Metazoa; Chordata; Actinopteri; Beloniformes; Adrianichthyidae
Gene: tspan3a
Product: tetraspanin 3a
Exons: 7
Coding region: 154-915 (253 amino acids)
Biological process (GO): protein maturation; regulation of vascular endothelial growth factor signaling pathway; protein localization to plasma membrane
Cellular component (GO): membrane
Source: RefSeq, a predicted model, not a curated record
AGCUGGCUGUAGUAAUUAUUCCUGUGGUGUUGGUGGCGCUGCGCCGCCGGUGCGCCCUGACUCAGCCUCUGUGGAGUAUGGCUGUUGGAAGUGACGGACAUGACCGGGUGAAACUUCGUCUUUUCGACUAACGGGACGCGGAUCGCUUUGAAAAUGGGGCAGUGCGGCGUCACCUCCUCCAAAACGGUCCUGGUCUUUCUGAAUCUGCUCUUCUGGGCUGCUGCUGGUAUCUUGUGCUAUGCUGGAGCCUAUGUCUUCAUCACCUAUGACGACUAUGACCACUUCUUUGAAGAUGCCUACACGCUUAUCCCUGCGGUGAUCAUCAUUGCAGUUGGAGCCCUCCUUUUUGUGAUUGGACUUGUUGGAUGCUACGCUACAGUGAGGGAGAGCUAUUGUGGCCUUACAACGUUCGUCGUCAUUCUUCUGCUGGUUUUUAUGUCAGAGGUGGCAGUGGUGGUUCUUGGAUAUGUUUACAGAGCAAAGAUUGAAGAUGAAGUGAACAGCUCCAUCAUAGAAGUUUAUGAAAAGUACAACGGCACCAACAGCAACUCCCAGAGCCGGGCCAUCGAUUACGCCCAGAGGCAGCUCCAGUGCUGUGGAAUCCAUAACUACACAGACUGGCUGAAAACACGCUGGUAUGAAGAAACCAAAAACAACAGCGUGCCCAUUAGCUGUUGCAAAACUACUGUUCCAGGCUGCACAGGGUCUCUUACCCAUCCAGAGGAUCUCUUCCAAGAAGGUUGUGAAGCUCUUGUUGUGAAAAAGCUCAAGGAGAUCAUGAUGUAUGUCAUCUGGACUGCACUGACAUUUGCCGCCCUUCAGAUGAUGGGGAUGCUGUGUGCGUGUCUUGUGCUUUGCCACAGAAGCAAAGAUCCGGCCUAUGAGCUUCUUCUUGCAGGCGGCACUCAAGCUUGAGAAGAACAAAACUCACCAUGACCCUCUUUUAGAAUGGCCAUGGGCGACAGCAUGUCAAAUCUGUUACCACACUAACCUCAACCCACAGUUUGGACAGUAAACACACGUCUUCAAACUGUUCUACCUACAAGCUUUUGGCUGAAGUGAUCUAUGGUUAGUAAAGCAUUUCAAUUUUACUUUAAGCAUUUAAACACUGACAUGAUUUUCAUUGGUAGUUUGCACUGUGUAUGAACUUUCUACUAUAUUAUAUAUAUUCUAAAUCAGUUACUUAACUUAAACAAUGAGAAUAUUCAUUAUUUACUAUCAGAACAAAUAUUUAUUUAACACUAACUCUUGGUAAUUGGGAAAAUUUGACCCUUUUUCUAGUAUAUUGUUAAAAAAAAAAGUAUACUAUUGGACCCCAAGUCAAUAGUGUUGUCAAUUUAGUUUAUCUUUUCUGACAUAUACCUGGUUUUGAUCAAUGUUUUUGUCUUUUGUUAUUUAGUAUCUUAAUUUGCAUGUAAAAUGGAGUGUAAAACAUUAAAUUAUAUAUUUUCUGUUUUCUUCA